AUGGGCAAGGCAAUUCACUUUGGAGGUGGAAACAUCGGCCGUGGCUUCGUGGGAGAAUUCCUUCACGACGCCGGCUAUGAAGUCGUCUUUCUCGAUGUCGUCGAUGAUCUCAUCGCAAACAUCCAGAAAACCCCCUCGUACAACAUCACAGAGAUCAGCAUUGGGGGUGAAAGCACCAAGACCGUCACCAACUAUCGUGCUAUCAACUCCAAGACCCAUGAGGCCGACGCCGUUCAAGAAAUCGCAACUGCUGAUAUUGUUACCUGUGCUGUCGGGCCCAGAAUCCUCCAGUUCAUCGCCCCUGUCAUCGCAAAGGGUCUCGACGCCCGUACCAUGUCCGCUCCCCUGACAGUCAUUGCAUGUGAGAAUGCUAUCAAUGCUACCGAUACCCUCCGGGGCCAUAUCGCGACGAAGACUUCCGAAGAAGUACUCGAGACCCGUGCAGUGUUUGCCAACUGUGCUAUUGACCGCAUCGUUCCCAACCAGCCUCCCAACCACGGUCUCAAUGUUCGGAUCGAAAAGUACUUUGAGUGGGCUGUCGAAAAGCCUCCCUUCGAGAAGCAUGGCGUCCAGCAUCCUAACAUUCCCGCUAUCCACUGGGUGGACAAACUUGAGCCCUACAUUGAGCGCAAGCUAUUCACUGUCAAUACUGGCCAUGCCACGACCGCCUACUACGGUCAUCUUCGUGGCAAGAAGACCAUUGCGGAAGCCCUCGAGGACGACUACAUCCGCAGCACGGUUCACAAAGUACUGGACGAAACCGCCUCUUUGAUCACCGCCAAGCAUAACAUCUCAGAAGAAGAACAGAAGAGCUAUGUUGAGAAGAUCAUCGACCGAAUCUCUAACCCCUACCUGGAAGACAACAUUGACCGUGUGGGCCGGGCUCCAGUGCGCAAACUGUCACGCAAGGAACGUUUUAUUGGACCGGCCUCCCAGCUUGCUGAGCGUGGCAUGAAGUUCGAUAACCUCCUGGGUGCAAUUGAAAUGGCCCUUCGCUUCCAGAAUGUGCCCGGUGACGAGGAGAGUGUCGAACUUGCCCAGAUCCUGAAAGAGGAGACAGCAGAGGAGGCCACCAGCCAUCUGACUGAUCUUGAGACGGAUCAUCCGUUGUUCUCUUACGUCCUUGAGCGGGUCGAGAUUGUGCAGCGUGAAACCAAGUAG
Molecule: messenger RNA, 1161 nt
Organism: Aspergillus ochraceoroseus IBT 24754
Lineage: Eukaryota; Fungi; Ascomycota; Eurotiomycetes; Eurotiales; Aspergillaceae
Product: mannitol-1-phosphate 5-dehydrogenase
Exons: 1
Coding region: 1-1161 (386 amino acids)
Biological process (GO): mannitol catabolic process
Cellular component (GO): cytosol
Molecular function (GO): mannitol-1-phosphate 5-dehydrogenase activity
Source: RefSeq, a predicted model, not a curated record